CAAGGUUUCACCAACCCACUUUUCAUUAGUGAGAAUUUCAUCUCGAUCGCCAAUAAGUUGUGAAGGUUCAAUUUCAUAUUAUAAAAAGAGUUUCUGGCUGAUGUUUCAUUUUCAAAAGCAGACAUGAAAUUCCAAAUAACUUUGAGUAUUCUGAGCACUUUGGUGCUAACAGUAUGCAGUGUAGGGUACGGUCCCACCCCACAGCAUGCAGCUCCUCAACAAUACCAACAAGUCCAAUACCAGCGACAACCAGUACAAUACCAACCGGUCCAAUACGAGCGUCAACCAGUACAACAUCAGCAAUACCCUGCUCAUCAACAACAACCACAGCAGCAAUAUCUUGUUCAUCAACAACAGCCACAGCAGCAAUACCCUGUUCAUCAACAACACGCACCACAGCAAUACAGCCCCGUACCAGUCACUUACGUCCAAUCAGAACCUGCUGCUCACCAAAGUUCAUCGGAGGCAUACAAACACGGAGCACAUGGUCAACAAGCGGCCGGUCACACACAAUACAAUCAAGGUUACCAAGCAGACAAACUUAGCCAUGCUAACAAUGCUGCCUCAGCUAAUGGACAACACCACUUAGGAGCACACAACAGUCGCGGUACUCAUGGAACUCAGCAUAACCAGCAAGGUACUUAUAGUAACGUUGGAUCUUAUUCCCAGGAUACAGGUAGUGGGUUCGAGAAAUCUUACUCAUUCGAUAGAGCAAAUGGUUAUCAUGAUAUUGACGCAACCAAUUCCGGCCAAUCAAGCAGCCAAGCCACCCAAGCGAAGCAAAACCACCAUAAUAUUGGUUCUCAUGGCUCUCAAUCAGUAGAAAGUCAAGGAGCUCAUAGUAGUGCAGCAAAGUCUUCUCACGGAGUCCAAACUCACAGCAAAUCUCUUUUUGAUAAAUACGGAUACAGCCACGGAGGAAAGCAGCAAGGAUACAGCUACUCUCCACUUUAUGGAUAUGGAUACCAUUAGCAAAAUAUUGGCGUGUUUCAAAUGCCUAUUCUUCUAAAGAAUGGACCAUGAACACUAUUUUUCAAAAACAAUCUAUUUAUUGAAUUUUGUCCAGUUUCUGUCGAUUACUUGUAGUCAAUUUAUAUUUUAUGUGAAAUAAAUUUUUUUGCAAAGAUAAA
Messenger RNA from Parasteatoda tepidariorum (common house spider), 1130 nucleotides. RefSeq lists its product as uncharacterized. The record is from RefSeq and is a predicted model, not a curated record. Lineage: Eukaryota; Metazoa; Arthropoda; Arachnida; Araneae; Theridiidae.